Messenger RNA from Dromiciops gliroides (monito del monte), 1475 nucleotides. It is a transcript of the gene SLC67A1, whose product is annotated as solute carrier family 22 member 18. Gene Ontology annotation, biological process: transmembrane transport. Bases 131 to 1417 code for a protein of 428 amino acids. The transcript has 10 exons. NCBI's taxonomy places the organism in Eukaryota, Metazoa, Chordata, Mammalia, Microbiotheria, Microbiotheriidae. Gene Ontology annotation, molecular function: transmembrane transporter activity. The record is from RefSeq and is a predicted model, not a curated record.
CACAGUCAACAGGACUUUGGCUCCCUGGGUGCCUAGCUGCCACCGAGCUGGCCCCUCUGCUGUCUCCCAUUUUUCCUAGGUCCUGCUCCCCGCAGUCUAUGCCAGCAGCUGGGACCACAGCCAGGCCAGCAUGCAGGAAGGCGCCCACGUCCACCGGGCGAGGAAGGCCCAGGGAGGCCCCCAGAAGGAGACCUCAACCUCUCCGGGAGACGUGGACCGGUGGUUUGUGGUCCGGGUCACCUACGUGCUAACCGCUAUAGAGCUCACCUGCCUCUUCAUGCAGUUAUCCAUUAUGCCCUACCUGGCGAGGAACCUGGGCCUGGACUCCAUGGGCUUUGGCUACCUUCAGACCAUCUUUGGGGUUCUCCAGCUCCUGGGAGGCCCCAUUUUUGGCAGGUUUGCUGACCAGUACGGGGCCCGGGCAGCCCUGACUCUCUCCUUCUUGGCUGCAUCGGGGCUCUACCUGCUUCUCUCCUUUGCCACGAAUGUGCCUCUCCUCGUGGCGUCCCGGAUCCCAGCUCUGUUCAUGCAUGUGCUCCCAGGGGCCCAGAUGGUCAUCACAGACCUGACCCCCCCAGCAGAUCGCCCUGGAGCCCUGGGGAAGCUGGGCCUGUGCUUUGGAAUAGGAGUCAUUCUGGGCUCCUUGCUCGGCGGGAUGCUGAACACCAAGUUUGGGGUCUAUUUCCCUGCCUAUGUCUCCUUCUUGGCAAAUGUCGUCUGCGCCGUGAUCAGCCUCACCUGCAUCCCCACAAACACCAAGACCACCUCUGAAGUCAGAACAGCCCCAGCAGGCAAACCCCCCCAAGCAGCCAGUGUGUUUGAUUUGAAGGAGAUUGCUCGCCUCCUGAGCCUGCCGGGGGUCCGGCCUGUUUUCUUCAUCAAGAUCCUUUCCGGUUUUCCUUCAGGGCUCUUUUUGAUCAUGUUCUCCAUCAUCUCCAUGAACUUCUUCAAGCUGGAGGCUGCACAAGCUGGCUACCUCAUGUCCUACUUCGGGGUUUUCCAGAUGGUGGUCCAAGGCCUGGCCAUUGGGCAGCUGACUGAGCAGUACUCUGAGGACACCUUGCUCCAGGCCAGCAUCCUUGUCUUCUGUUUCGUGGGCCUGGCUAUGGCCCUGAUGACCAACGUCUUCCACUUUUGCCUCAUCGUUCCCGGCCUGGUGUUCAGCCUCUGCACCAUGAAUAUUGUCACGGACAACCUCCUCACCAAGUCAGUGCCCUCCUCAGACACAGGAGCCAUGUUAGGCAUCUGUGCAUCUGUCCAGCCGCUGACGCGGACCAUCGGCCCCACCAUAGGCAGCCUCCUGUAUCAGAGGUAUGGAGUCGCUGCCUUCGGUCACCUGCAGUUCGGGGUCAACUUUCUCCUGUUCCUGUAUCUGUACAAGAAGAAGAUUCCCCAGCAAGCCGAAAAAGCGCAGUGACCUUUGUCCCCAGAUGAGCUUGCUGCCCCCCCACCGACAAUAAAUGCCUUGGACCCUC